Messenger RNA from Sycon ciliatum, 2704 nucleotides. RefSeq names its product dynein intermediate chain 2, ciliary-like. Gene Ontology annotation, biological process: cilium movement; outer dynein arm assembly. The transcript is spliced from 3 exons. Lineage: Eukaryota; Metazoa; Porifera; Calcarea; Leucosolenida; Sycettidae. Gene Ontology annotation, molecular function: dynein heavy chain binding; dynein light chain binding. The record is from RefSeq and is a predicted model, not a curated record. The coding region runs from base 344 to 1456 and encodes 370 amino acids. Gene Ontology annotation, cellular component: outer dynein arm.
AACUCCAUUUCCUCUCCUUUCUCACAUAACAAGUUUCUGUCUGGGUUGGUCGACGGGAAACGUUCCUGGCCCUCAACCAUGAGUAUCGAAAAAGAUAACCUGCAGUUGAUACGUGAGGCCGUUGCUUCACUUGCAGCCAAGGAUCGAGAGAAGGAGAACGCCAAGCUGAAAGAAGCCGAGCGCCGGGCCAAAGAAGAAGAAGAGGCAGCGGCCAGACGGGAGGCGCAGCUAAACGAAGUCAUAACCCGAGUGUUUGAAGGCCACAAACCCUCGAUUACCGUCCAACGUAACACGCUAUAACUACAAGGAGGGCGCUUACAAGUCUAUCGGUAUUACGGAGCACAUGGUCGUCCACUGGGAGAUGCCCAGCUAUCUCAUUCGGGCGGAUUCAGAAGAGGCUGAAAGACAACGCUCGCGCGCUCUAGAUUACGAGAGAAGCGGCUCGCUCACCACCACCACCUCCCGACGUUUCUCGCAUUCGCUAGACCCGGACGAGCAGAGUGACGGGGAAGAGGACGACGACAACGACGAUGAGGAUGAUGACGGGGAGGAAUCGUCGACCAGGAGAGCAAAGAAGGAGAAGAAUGCGGACGCAUCCAGAGAGGGCGGCGGUGCUGCCGCAACUGCCGAUGCUGGCGGAGACUCGAAGAUAUUGAUCCAGUUCAACUACAUCGAUCGUGAAACUCAAACCUUGGAUACAUCGUUUACAUCGACACGCGAGACGAUGACCGUUCCGCCAAAGCGCGCCGGCUAUUCAGACAGUGUCACUCAGUGGGAGAUCUACGACAGGUGCAUCGAGGAACAAGCGCGCUUGGAAGCGGAGAAGAAGCGGAAAGCGGCUGCCAGUGCGCGCCAGCCGGCAGGCGGAGCGCAGGCGCAGACGGCGGCGGAACCUGAGCCACUACCGGACGAGCCAGACGAGCUUGAGAUCACGAUCAAGCUGGAGAACCUGGAGCCCAGCAGUGGUUCAGGAGGCAAGAAGAAGAAGACAGGUGGCAUAGGGGGCAAGGGUGGUGAUGAUGAUGGUGACACCGAGGAGCCUGUGAAGGAGCACGAUUGCUCGGCCAUCAGCAAGGUGGCCAAGGUCAUGGAGCGCAUGGUCACGCAGAACGGCGUGCGCGAUCGCAUUCACGACAUGGUGUACUUUGACGAUCCGCGCGACGGCACGGCAGGCUACAAGAAGCCCGGCACGCUCCUACACCUGUGGAGCGUGAAGGGUAACUACGGGUUCGGUAUAGCGGUGAAGUCGUUCUGCCUGUGCCCGCGCUACUCGGACAUGUUCGUCGCCACCUACCGAGGAGGGAAUCAUACACAAGUGCUCCACGCUUUACCAGCAGAACUACAUCCGCUCAUUCCAAGCGCACAACUUCACCAUCUACGCGGUGCGUUGGAACCCAUUCCAGCCGCGUGUGUUUGCGACGUGCGGAGUGGACAGUUGCGUGAAGAUCUGGGAUGAUGAGCGGCCAGAGACGCCGCUGUUUGUAUUCGACCUGGACGACCCCGUGAUUGACUUCUGCUGGGCAUCGUACUCAUCAACCGUGUUCGUCGCCGGCACAAUGAACGGAUAUGCCCAUGUGUACGACUUGGACAUUGACAAGUACAACCCGCUGUGCAAGCAGGACGUCAUACCGUACAGCAAGAAUCGCCUGACCAAGGUGCACUUUGUCCCCUCGCAGAUGCUUCUCAUUGCCGGCGACGAUCAUGGCAACAUACACACGCUCAAACUCUCGCCCAACCUGCGCAGGGGCGUGCGCAAGACGUCGCGCCAAAGCCAGUUGCGCAAGAUGAACGAAGUCAUCGCCUGGGUUUGGGAGCCAGCCGAUAUGGCCAGCGGUAACAAGAAGAAGAACAAGAAAGGUGGCAGAGGCGGCAAAGGUCCGCGUCUUUGACCUGAGCGUGGACAAGUACGACCCACUCUGUCGGCAGCUGGUCACGCAGAAGAAGAACAUGCACCUGACCAGGGUCCGCUUCAACAAGGAGUUCCCCUUCUUGCUGGCUGGGGAUGAUCGCGGCUACGUGCAGUCUCUGAAGCUGUCGCCAAACUUGCGCCAGGCCCUUACGUCCAAGACCUACUCAACGGAGACUGAAGUCGCCAAGAUGGACAAGCUCAUCGCCUGGGUUCAAGAGCCAGCAGAGCACAAAUAACCACGCGAGGCAAGUAUGCGUUCUCAGAUUGCCCCUGGAAAAGCAGGUCAGUAGAUUUGUCACAGACUGUGCGGUGCUCCGUGUUUGCUGUGGUUUCUGCGACUGUUGGCCGUGGCCAUUUCCCCAUGCCCUGGUACUGAUUGAGAGCAUCACUUUGAGCAAUUGUUGGAGAGCUAUGGACGACAGGUUACUAUCAAGUCAAAACUCUGAUCUAGGAGUGGAAUUGGCCAAGGGAGCAUUCACCGGCUUCAACCAUGCCUUUGCCACACUUCUGUUUCAUUGAACAUUUGGAAAUAGUGAGCUCCUUGUUAGGCUCGUGACUAUGAUGGUAUGUUUUUUUUCAAUUUUACUUGAGCAAUUAUUUUGAUUGUAUAUUGCAGACACGCAUGUGUAUAUACAUAUUAUAGUCUGGAUAAAGAUAUCACUACAUUUGCACUACCCAGUCAUUCUGGAUUUGAAUUGGAAUGAACACUAGGAAGCCUGCAUAAUAGCAUAGAGUCAAGUGUACAUAUCUGUACCCAAGCAUGCUUGGGCAGUGUCCCCACGCGUGGACUGCCUG